AUGCUAGAUACAGAAAAAGGAAAUCAAACAGGAACUACAGAAUUCAUCCUUCUGGGUUUUGGGACUUCCCCUAAGAUGGAGCCUCUUCUUUUCUGUUUCUUCUUGGUGAUUUAUUUGACAACAAUAACAGGAAAUCUUCUCAUCUUUCUGCUAGUUGUGACUGACCAGCAUCUUCAUACCCCAAUGUACUUCUUCCUGGCAAAUUUGUCUUUUCUGGAUACUUGCUAUAGCUCUACUUUGCUGCCUAAAAUGCUGGUAAACUUGCUAAGAGUUAAGAAAACAAUAACUCUGAGUGGAUGUCUAGCCCAAUAUCAUUUCUUCUGUCUUUGUGCAGGUGUAGAAACUUAUCUUUUGGCUGCUAUGUCUUAUGAUCGCUAUUUGGCAAUUUGUAGACCUUUGCUUUAUGCUUCUAUUAUGAAUAGGAAGUUCUGUUUUCUACUAAUAGUUGGAACAUGGAUUAAUAGCAUGAUAGCUAAUAUUAUUCUAGUGGGUUUUGUGGCUCAAUUAUCCUUCUGUGGCCCUAAUGUCAUAGACCAUUACUUUUGUGAUUUCCAUCCACUGGAGAAAUUAUCCUGUUCUGACACAAAUCUCCUUGAUCUCGUCCUUCUAUUCAUAAGCAUUAGUUUUGUAAUUGUUCCCUUUCUGUUGACCUUCCUCUCCUAUAUUUGGAUUAUUGGCACUAUCAUAAAAAUCAAAUCCAACACUGGAAGGCAAAAAGCUUUUUCAACUUGUUCUUCUCAUCUCGUCGUAGUUUGCCUCUUUUAUGGCACAUUAAUCAUUGUCUAUGUGUUGCCAGAUUAUCCCACCCUGAGAUACCUCAAUAAAGUCUUCUCUAUUUUCUAUACAAUGAUGACCUCUUUGGCAAACCCCCUAAUUUAUACUUUAAGAAACAAAGAAGUCCACAAAGCUCUCAGAUUACUUUAUGGUAAAAUUAUAAUUGUCAGUAGAAAUAAUUUGAAACUAUAA
Protobothrops mucrosquamatus (brown spotted pit viper) is the source of this 966-nucleotide messenger RNA. RefSeq names its product olfactory receptor-like protein OLF1. The transcript has a single exon. Gene Ontology annotation, biological process: G protein-coupled receptor signaling pathway. Gene Ontology annotation, cellular component: membrane. Gene Ontology annotation, molecular function: G protein-coupled receptor activity; olfactory receptor activity. Lineage: Eukaryota; Metazoa; Chordata; Lepidosauria; Squamata; Viperidae. Bases 1 to 966 code for a protein of 321 amino acids. The record is from RefSeq and is a predicted model, not a curated record.